Molecule: messenger RNA, 513 nt
Organism: Neoarius graeffei (lesser salmon catfish)
Lineage: Eukaryota; Metazoa; Chordata; Actinopteri; Siluriformes; Ariidae
Product: histone H3-like
Exons: 1
Coding region: 103-513 (136 amino acids)
Cellular component (GO): nucleosome
Molecular function (GO): protein heterodimerization activity; DNA binding; structural constituent of chromatin
Source: RefSeq, a predicted model, not a curated record
AAGACGCCCAAUGAGCGCAGGGCGCUGUUAGAGUUGAAAAAGCCAGCGUCCGCCGGCGCCGUUUAUUCUGUUUCUCAUCUGUGAAGUGCAGAGCUCGACGCCAUGGCAAGAACCAAGCAGACGGCCCGUAAAUCCACUGGUGGCAAGGCGCCCAGGAAGCAGCUCGCCACCAAGGCUGCCCGCAAAAGCGCCCCCGCUACCGGCGGCGUGAAGAAGCCUCACCGUUACAGGCCCGGCACCGUGGCUCUGAGGGAGAUCCGCCAUUAUCAGAAAUCUACUGAGCUGCUCAUCCGUAAGCUGCCCUUCCAGCGCCUGGUAAGAGAAAUUGCUCAGGACUUUAAGACCGAUUUGCGCUUCCAGAGCUCGGCUGUCAUGGCACUGCAGGAGGCGAGCGAGGCAUACUUGGUCGGCCUGUUCGGGGACACUAACCUGUGUGCCAUCCACGCCAAGAGAGUGACCAUCAUGCCCAAGGACAUUCAGCUGGCACGCCGUAUUCUCGGAGAGCGCACUUAA